UCCUCACUCGGCUUCCUGGACUACUGGACGACACACCUGGGCCCCUGAUGUGCGUCGCGCACGCAACGGGAAAUAUGUUAUGUACUACAGCGGCGAGGUAGCUGAGGAUUCGGCUCAUCACUGCAUCGGCGCGGCAGUAGCAGACGAAAUCACCGGUCCAUAUAUACCCGAGGAGGAGCCUUUUGCUUGCGACCUCUCAGCCGGUGGCUCUAUCGAUGCGUCCGGAUUCCAAGACGACGACGGCAAACAAUAUGUACUUUAUAAGAUCGACGGAAAUAGUGUCGGCCAUGGCGGAAGCUGCAGCAACACUAAAAAGCCGAUCGUACCAACGCCUAUCAUGCUCCAGGAAGUCGAAGAGGAUGGUGUGACAAAAGUUGGCGAGCCCGUCCAAAUUUUCAACCGCAGCGACGAGGAUGGUCCAUUAGUGGAAGCACCGAGCAUGUUACGUAUGGACAAUGGGCUAUACAUCCUGUUCUUCAGCAGCGGUUGCUACUUAGAGCCGAGCUACAACGUGAACUACGCGACGUCGACAAGCCUGAAGGGGCCAUUUCAACGAGCUCAGCGCCCGAUAAUAAAAUCAGGGGAGUACACGUUGCAGGCACCCGGUGGCGCCACUGCAGUGCACGUUGGGGAUAAAGUUGGGAUCGCUUUCCACGCAGACUGCCAACAAGGGAGAUGUAUGCACACAUCACACACGGUUGUCGAUGGUCGGGAAGUAAGAGUACUGAUGUAGGCCACUCGACAAUUUAUCGUCCCAUAUUUCCGCGAACACGAUGUUAAAAGGAGGGGCUGUGUUGGACUGGCGCAAAGUCUUGAUGCAACUUUUCUUUAAUAACCAAGUGAGAGUAACCACACAAGGGGAAACUCGAGGUCAGAUGUUGGAAUAUGGCUCAGUUGAUGCUUCUCGCGCCUAUGCUGCUCACAACGCUCUUUAGAUUAGGGAUAGACUUGGAAUAUUUUGUAUUGAUUUUUUGAUUUUUUUUCUUGGAUUCUGGAUAGAGGGUAAAUGAUACCAAAGCGGAUAGACCCUAUAUAAGCGUAGUAAAUCAGUAAUAUCACAGGUUCCUUUGGACUACACGCGCAUCCCGCUUUUUACCUCGGUGAAUCGUGAGUAGAUAGAUAAUAUGAAAUUUGAGAAGUUCUUCAGAG
Messenger RNA from Daldinia vernicosa, 1149 nucleotides. Its product is annotated as glycosyl hydrolase. Gene Ontology annotation, biological process: carbohydrate metabolic process. The record is from RefSeq and is a predicted model, not a curated record. Gene Ontology annotation, molecular function: hydrolase activity, hydrolyzing O-glycosyl compounds. Bases 80 to 733 code for a protein of 217 amino acids. The transcript has a single exon. NCBI's taxonomy places the organism in Eukaryota, Fungi, Ascomycota, Sordariomycetes, Xylariales, Hypoxylaceae.